Biomphalaria glabrata is the source of this 2142-nucleotide messenger RNA. RefSeq lists its product as uncharacterized. The record is from RefSeq and is a predicted model, not a curated record. Gene Ontology annotation, cellular component: extracellular region. The transcript has 2 exons. The coding region runs from base 108 to 1847 and encodes 579 amino acids. NCBI's taxonomy places the organism in Eukaryota, Metazoa, Mollusca, Gastropoda, Planorbidae.
AAUACUUUUCUGAUUAUGAUUGUUACUUCUAGUCAGUAGGUAGAAUAUACAAAAGAUAAGACUUUGUUUUUUUAUUUCGUCGUUUUCAAAAAGUUCAUUCAACAAUUAUGCAUUUCUUGAAGGCAUGUGCCAUUAUGACAUCAAUAGAAAUAACAAACGCCUAUUGUACAUAUGAGUCUUGGGGGACCAGUUUUGAUUCUCCAGGUCAGUCUACAUGCCAAGAAGUGAACUACUAUAUACAAGGACUAGAUAGAAACGAUUUGAAAAUUGAUGAUCAAAUCAAUCUCUUAGAAGGAGUAAAGUGUUGCAGCGCCCCGUCUCAAUGGUCAAAUAACGAGGAACAGGUCGUAUACGGUGACUGGACAGUAACUUUUGAUCACAAUGACAUAUGGGCUAACUGCCCGGAGGGAUUCUUUCUUCAGGGUUUGCAACGAUCAUCUACAGGAAGUCCAAACUACGCAGGAUACUUACAUAACAUUGAAUAUGCAAGAUGCACUAAGCCAGCCAAUCAUCCUUUCUACUAUGAGAAAUGCUAUGUCAAGGAGAUUAACUUUAAUUAUAAAGGUAUUUUUUCUUGCAACGAGGACUACUAUGUAAGUGGUCUACACAGAGGUAGCUGUGAUAACUUGUAUUGUGUAGAUAGGCUACAAUGCUGUAAGAUGGCUAAUGUACCAGAGGAAAUAAUUGAUGAACAUAAACUGAAGACAAAGAUUAUGGACACAACAUUGUCGAAUUUGGCUUACUUGGCAGCCGUCCUGGGAUACGGUUGGUGCCUUGGCACAAAAGGUAUCUAUGUAGGAGAAGAUUUUUAUAGAGAAGGAGAUUCCUGGGUGGCUGACUCGAGGCUCUUUUGGCCGAACACUAGAUGCGAAGGUUACAAGUGCAAUGAAAGACUCGCCAUUGAUUAUACAGGAUGGACUUUAGCUGCAAAGGAAAUUAUAUAUGGAGAACAUGUUGUUGAUGAAUUGAAACCAGAAACUAUAGACACUGGCGUAGAAUAUAACCACAUGAAUACUAGCUCAACAAAACUAUUAGAACGUUCACAAACAGUGACUGAAACAAUUCAACAUUCAACGACCAGCAGUUGGAAGAAUAGUCUUGAAUAUUCAGUUUCACUCAAUUUUGACUUAUUUGAUAUCUUAAAAAUAUCAGCCACCUAUAAAACAACUUUCGAGUAUACAUCUUCAACAACAAAUGAAAAUAGCCUAAUGAAGGCAAGUACGUUCAAAGUAUCUACGACUCAAACUAUUCCUCGCCGUUCUGCUGUGAAGUAUACCGUGGUGUUAGGAAAAACUAGAACAACAGUUCCUUAUACGGCUGUUAUCAUUGCAAAGUUCAAUGUUAAAUUUCGAGGAUUCUUGAGAUGGGGAGGAGGCUCUUCUAGUACUACAACCAAUUAUCAUUACCUACAUAAAGGAAGCGGAGAUAGACCCAGCAUACCUUACACUUUUGGAGAUCAAUCUGAAGCUUUCUACGCUGCUCUUAAACGUCAAAGCGAACAUCAAGCUAGACCUUGGUUGUGGAAUGAGAUGAUUAAUAACUAUCCUUCUGCACGUCAUUUAAUUAACAGACUUACAGAUGAAAGUCAGUAUGAAUUUACUUUAAGUGGAAAGCUGGAACAUGUCGCCGGUACAAAGAUAGAUGUAAUCUGGGAGAACGCCAGACUAAAUCGACGAUCAGUUCCUGACAAAAGAAAAUCCAACAUAUCACAUCUUGCUUACAGCUCCUUCUUUGCUACAGUGGGGCCAAAGGACAAGUCUGUAGAUGUCAAGUAUCCAAAAGUUGAGUUAGCAAAUGCAGAGUUAUUUAAACAAGAAUCUAUUCUAUUAAAUCCAAACACCACUUAAGUAAUUUUAUAGAAAUUGGUUUGUUGAGUUAUUGUUUUCUUGGUCAUUUAACUUAAUAUAGAUGUCGCUUUUACUUUCUUAAAAAGUUCAAUAUUAUUUUAGUUUCUUAACUUCUAAUACAUUAAUAAUCAAUCAAAUACUAAAUACUAAUUAGUUGAAAAUUGAAUGUUUUUAAUUUUCUGUGUAAAAUCACACAAGAAAAAACCCAACUACUUAAAUAUAUAUUUGUACAGUAAUUAUAGUUAUGCUAAUGUUGAUUUUUUUUUUUUUGAUUUUGUUAUUUUGGUUUAAUUCU